Molecule: messenger RNA, 2382 nt
Organism: Penicillium longicatenatum
Lineage: Eukaryota; Fungi; Ascomycota; Eurotiomycetes; Eurotiales; Aspergillaceae
Exons: 3
Coding region: 1-2382 (793 amino acids)
Source: RefSeq, a predicted model, not a curated record
AUGCAACAAUAUGAUGCACGAGGGCAUCAAGUCAAUCCCGAGUCCAAAGCUCUGGGCCGAGAGCUUCGUAGGGCAAAAAAUGACAUCCUCUCUACCAUGGGAAUCGUUGUCAGUGGCGAGGAUCGGAAUGCCAACACAUCUAAUGAAGAGCAGAGGAUGAACCAAAUCGCAACUGAGAAUGAUUUCGGCUUGGUAAUAACUACUCUGGAUCAGCUAUUCGUAUUUUUCAGCACCUGGUGGUCAUCCUCCCUUACAGGACGGAUUCUGACAUUCAAGCACUAUGCCCACGCACCAUUACUGGAUGUAAUACGCUCCGAGCGUGAAACCACGGGAAUUCUUGGGUUUUAUUGUGCUGGUAUUCCUGGGUGGGCAAUAUCUAGCACAUUAGCAAUUGCUCGUGAAAACCCCCUGAGGCGCUUUCUUCUCACAAUCCGGGACUAUGUCUUGGGCUUCACCGACAGUGGUGGCCUGACAUUAAGCAUUCGUGCCUUCUUUGCUAUCGGAUACCACGUGACAAAGCAUUCAGUUCUCGUCUUGUCCCUCGAGGCAUACAUGUAUUCGGUACUCCAAACACUCUCACUCGUACCCUCGAAUUCUAUCCCCAGCCUUCGAAUGUUGGUCCCCUUUGGCGAGGCUUCUUUAUUCCGACUUCCGCCUCUCCCUGCGGACUUUUCCAUCCCAUCCAUUGGGGGCUUUGUGAUGCAACUUUUGACAUCCCCUGGAGUCUUGACAUUUGUUUACGCAUUCUAUCUGCGCCCAGAGUUAGAGGAGCGCAUUUAUAGACUGAUCCGACGCCAAAUUCCCAAACCUACCGUCGCAGAUGAGCUUUCGAUUCGAGUUGCCUAUGAAGAAAAUCUCCUUGAAUGGGUCGCACCGACCUUGGGACGCAGAGCGGAAGAAGAAACUCGCCGUGCGAAACUUUCAUUAGCGCAAGAUAUCAAACAAGAGCUUGUCGCUUUGGGAGGUUGGGUAUUCUCUCUAUUUGGGCUUUUGUCCAGUAAGACCUCCUCGGAUCAACUCCGAAUCGAUGGCCAAGAUCGUGAGAGCAUUGAGAACAACCUCAGACAAUCCAUUGAGUCAUUACAACAAGAACUUGAAGAAGUUCAGCUUCGUACUAACCUCGCUGGAAUCGAGGCUCGUGAUGUUUUAGCUAGACCUUUGGAGACCAUCGCUCGUGGUGAUGCCGACAUUGCGUCGUCGGAUUCGCUGCCCGUUGCGUUUUCAAGUCAAAUACCUGAAAUCGAGCUGGGCCCAGAUAUGAACCAAGUGCUCACAAAUGAAAACCGCAUGUCUCAAUCUCCCGGUGAGAUGAGCAAUGAUUUCUUUUCAGAAAUAGCUACCGUUGGACGAACAAGUGCACCCUCAAAUGCCUCACGUUCACAGAGCCAAGCAAGCCAUGUCCAACAAGGUGAGCCCUCAGCAAGACCUCGUCAGAACUCGCGCUCCAACACCCUAUUCUCCCGACCAUCGUCCCCAGAAACAUCGCCACCUACCUCACCUCGCGUUAGAGCUUCUUUAAUUCAUCAGAGUUCCGACAUCAUCACAAUGCAGCUGGAACUUUUGGGUAACCGCAAUCGCAAUCCUCAAGCCGAGACGACGGCCCAGCGGAAUCCUCCUUUCUUUGGUCGUAAUAAUCCAGCAACUGCCAUGGACCGCAGGUCUAUAGCCGAUUUCCUCGAGGCGUUGAUCCUGAGCCAAGCACAGCAGCAAGCUACGCAGCAAUUGCCACUAGCUGAAAACGAUGAUGUAUCAGGGGUCACUGCCGGAGCCAACUUUGCUACAGGUCAGGACAUCCCUGCCGAGGAAAGCCAGCCCCCAAAUAUUGUGCAAGAGGCCAUGGCUGAUCACCAUGUGGACCCUGCACCCACUGAAGAAGCCCCAGCUUCCACCAUGCCAAGCAUUCUCCCAGACGGCGUCGAAGAGCCUAAUGAUGAAGAACACGUGAGCUUCCAACCAUUGGAGACAGGCGAAAUUGGCGACAUUCCUCCCGGUUCUGGCCUCCAACCCAUGUCGCAUGUACCCGGUGUACCCGUCAUUUCCCACAGAGUGACGCUCCUAUCCGCUCACCCAGUUGACUCUCUUGCAUCACAUCUCGCGGCAAUCAUAAGCAACAUCAUCCUGUCGCCGAUCGAAUCACUUUAUGUCCGCUCUCUGGCUCACUCAUAUCUUGCUCUGCACCCUUCUUCUACGGUUCAAGUCUCGGACCUACACCCUAUAGGUCUGUGGGGUGGCGGACGGACCUGGUCUGAUGCCUUUGCUUACUGUGGUAGGCUAGUUCUUAUGAGAGGUAUGCAGGCUGCGCUAAGAGCAGGUGUGUGGGGCUUCCUAGUCGGUUCGACAAUGCGUAUCGGGCGGAAGUUUUGUGGAUGGGGGACUCUAUAA